AUGAAAUCAAGUUCAUUAGAAUUUGAACGAAUUAUCUCCGGUGAAAGUUUUCUAAGUUUAUCACAUUCAAAUACAAUAUUAUUUAAUCUUUCCUCUGCAUCAUCACCAUUAUCAUCAUCAUCAUCAUCAUCAUCCUUAUUUCAAAAAGAUCUUAACAUAUCAACGUCACAAAGUGAUUCGGUAUCAUCCUAUGAUCCAUACCAACAGAUAGCUGAAACUAUCGUUUACAAAUAUAUAUGUUUAACUAUAUUCGUCAUUGGUGUGAUUGGAAAUUCACUCAGUGUUCUUGUUUUUAGUCGACCAUCAUUACGACAUCGUUCAUGUGCUGUUUACUUUCUUGCUCUAGCUAUUACCGACAUAGCAUCGCUGUGUGCUUCUUUUAUUGAUACCGUGCUUCCAUCAUACAAUAAUGUAACGUUAACUACAAAAUCAUUAUAUAUAUGUAAAUUAAAUCCAUUAAUGGUUUAUUUUACAACAGAUCUUUCAAACUUUUUAUUAGCCGUUGCAUCGAUUGAUCGAGCCGUAUCGAUUCAAUGCCCACUUACUUCAACACGGUUUUGUCGCGCACGUAUUGCUAUAUAUAUCAUACUAGCUAUGUCAGUAAUAUUUCUACUUAUAAAUGGUCAUCUGUUUUGGGGUUUUGAAAUCAGUGAAAUAGAUCCAUCAAAUAAAGUUUGUAUGCCGUCAAUACUGAAAAAUGCCUUUAGUAAUGGAAAUAAAUCAAUAACUUAUGAUCGAUUUUAUGCAGUGUUUGAUUCAUUAGAUAUGUUAUUUGCUGUAGUUAUUCCAUUUAUUGUUAUGCUAGUAUGUAAUAUACUAAUAUUAAUACGUGUUAUAACAUCACGACGAUCAAUUAGAGCAAUAAUAACAACAACGAUUCAAUCAAAAAAACAUCGUAAACGACAUGAAAAAGAAAAGCAAUUAACUGUGAUGUUACUUGGUAGCGCGGCGGCUUUUUUAGUAUUUACAUUACCAACGGAAAUUAAUGACACGGUACGUGCAUUCCGUCCAUCAAAUAUAUCACAAACAAAAGGUGCCAUGGCUUUAUUGACAGCUAUAUUUAUUGCUAUGGGACAAUUAAAUCAUGCGAUUCAUUUUUAUAUUUAUACAUUGACAGGUGGAGUUUUUCGAAAUGAAUUAAUGCAAUUAUUGAACUUGUCGAGAGCUCAAUCUCGAAAAAGUAGACGAAACACUACUGAGCAAGCCCUUCUUCAAUCAAAAGCACCACAAAAUAAUAUAACUACGAAUAACCAUGGAUUUUAA
This is a messenger RNA of Rotaria socialis, 1263 nucleotides long. The record is from the annotation of a GenBank genome assembly. Lineage: Eukaryota; Metazoa; Rotifera; Eurotatoria; Philodinida; Philodinidae.